AUGGAAGCGGUUCUCUAAACACUGGAGUGCCAAAAUGGAGUUCGCGAACAGAGUGGUGAGCGCGGCGAUGAAAGCGACGAACAACAACGCGGUGAUCAACGUGUGUCUGGUGGGGUCGUUCGUGGCGCUGGCCGUGAGAUCGGUGAAGCAGCAGAGGGACAUCGAGGCCCUGGAGGCCCAGAAGGACUCGCUUACCCAUUCCAACAAGGCAAUGAAGAAGGCCAUGUGGGGGUGGAAGCAACAGCUCUUUGCUGAAGCCUCCUCCACUGACUCCGCGCUCGUCCCACUCUCCAGGCUAAAAGCCAUCUACGGGGAAGCCCCAGAGCACCAAAUUGGGGAUGCAUUGAAGGAAGAUGCAAAAUCAUCUGCCUCCAAAUUUGUAGUCUGAAGCUGUUUUUGCCAGUUCUUGAGGAUGCAAGCAUUUCAGACACAUUGAUUGCUGAUGAGCAAAGCUGUACCUGGGAGACCAAAAGCCAAUCGACUUUGUUUUGUUUCUCAGAAAAAAUAUGCAGGAACUCUGACUAGUUUCGAAUUACCCUUAAAAAAAAAACUAUGAUUAGUUCUGUAAAAUCCAUUACUUCAGACGGAAAGCAAAACAAACAAGCUGCUGGGUUGUGUUUUGUUCCUGUAAAAGCAAUCAUUUUACAAGAUGAAGAGUUACUGAACCUCUAUUUGUUGA
Alnus glutinosa is the source of this 679-nucleotide messenger RNA. RefSeq lists its product as uncharacterized. The transcript has 2 exons. Bases 35 to 388 code for a protein of 117 amino acids. Gene Ontology annotation, cellular component: mitochondrion. Lineage: Eukaryota; Viridiplantae; Streptophyta; Magnoliopsida; Fagales; Betulaceae. The record is from RefSeq and is a predicted model, not a curated record.